AUGGCACCAAUUGGAAGAAAGGCUACAUUUCUUCCACCAGGGAGACUUGGUUUAAGUCGUAGUGUAGGUUCGAAAGUUUCUUUUCUUUCUAGAGUAUUAGCUAAAGCACCCUCAAAAACUACGACAAGCAAUGAUAAUCCAGAUGCAAAUGUUCCUACUAUGUGGUCACAUGCAAUUCUCCUUCAAUCUCUUCGUGAGGACGUCGGGAAUGAUGAAAGUGAUAUUAUACAAAGAUCCAUAAAUAAUGCAGCCAUUUCUGACUUCCUUGAGCAGCAAAAUGCUUUACAAGAUUCCUUAACGACCCAAGAGGAAGCACAUAACCCUACAUUAAGGAAGAGAAACAGAAAACCGGAUGCAAAGCCAAGAGGUGUCAACAAGUGCAAGAAAGUAGCAAAUCUUAAAGACGGGGAAAAGUUGGAGGUUGAGUUUUAUAUGAAUGGUGCAGUUGGUGAUAACCAUAAAGAUUUGACAAGGCACAUGGGAAAACUUGUUCGAGAUCGUACUAUAUGUCCAGUAAGAGUGCAUACAUGGGAUGAGAUUGAUAAUAGUGCAAAGGAGCAUAUGUGGCAAUCCGUUUUGGUGGUCUGGAAUGCAUUGAAUGAAACGCCUAAUGAUUUAACACCUGCUGAUUGGAAAUGGUUGGUGGAGGAACAUUUUUCAAGUGAAGCCUUUAAGUUGAGUUCUAGAAACUCUGGCAAUCGAGGCAACUUAACAAUGCUACAUCACACUGGAAGCACACCUUUAAGACAAGUUAUUUGGGAAGAUAUGGGUGGAAAGGAAGGAAAAGAUCUGCCUCCGAUAUCUGCUGUUUUUAAGAAAACCAGAGAGGGAAAGUCCGGCAAUUUAAAAGAAAAUGAUGCUACCAAAUUGGAUGAGAUAGUAAGUGUCGAAAAGGAGAACCCUUCUCUUUCACAAUUUGAAGUUGUUGAAAAAUGCUUUGGGCCACAAGAUCGUGGUGGUGUGGUUUGUUUUGGCUUUGGAAUAAGACCCAAAGAUGUACGAGGCCCUUUACCUACUAGAGCAGAUCUUACAUCACGGGCCCAUGAGAAACAAAAAGAAAAUGAUGAUCUUCGAAAACGCAUGGAUGAAAUGGAAAAAGUUCAUCAAGCAGAUCUUGAGAAGAUGAGUGCUUUAGAAGAGAAAUUCAACUUGUUCCUAGCAGCCUAUAUGCAACAACCUAGCUUUGGUGACCAAGAAAUUCCUGAUGAUAGUUAAAGAUUAAGGUAGUUGAUGACUAUAUAUUAUAGCAUUAUAUUCACCAUAUAUAUAAUUGUUCAAGGCUUAACGAAGCGGGCUUAAUGUGGAGAUUGGUUGUGUCCUCCAUCUAAUUGUAGCUUGUAAUAUUUUUGGCAUACUCUAAUUUUAGCUUACAAAUGUAAUGGGGCUUGUGUUUUUGUAUUAGUAAACAAAAUAUAUCAUUUUGUUGGGUAACGUACUGUUAUGAACAUAUUAUUGUUAAAUGAAAAUUACAAUAUUU
Messenger RNA from Spinacia oleracea (spinach), 1477 nucleotides. RefSeq lists its product as uncharacterized. Bases 1 to 1215 code for a protein of 404 amino acids. The record is from RefSeq and is a predicted model, not a curated record. Lineage: Eukaryota; Viridiplantae; Streptophyta; Magnoliopsida; Caryophyllales; Amaranthaceae. The transcript has 8 exons.